CUGAGCUGUAUGAUAAGCCAUUUAAAUCGCAGACUCCAGACAAUUAUUCAUUGCUUACUUAUUUCUUGUUUCUCAAAAUCUGCAACUUAUUCUUUGUCUGAAAAACAUAUACAACAUUAACAAAAAAAAGAUGUUCAAUGUGCAAUGCUGACUGACAAUCGUCUUAAAAAGGAGAAGCAUUCCAAGAAACAUUGUUCAAUCAUUGAAGAUACACAUUUAUAGAAUAUCUAAUCGUACUUAUACAAUUGGAAACCCGUAAUAAUUUUAAGAAUUAUUGAAUUCCUUUUAAAAACUUUUUCCAGAUUUUAACACUGAACGUUCAAAAUAACUCCAAUUCCAGACUGCUUCACAAAAGACCACUUACAGAGCAACAAUUACUUAUGAGGAACUGCAACAUUUGAAUUCUUUACCGCACUAUUUGGUUAAAUUUCUAUAAUUUAAUCUUGUCUCCAAUCGGACUUAAUAUUAAUACAUCGUUUGAUCGAAUGUUGCACCGCUUCCUGUUGCCAUUAAAUAACGAUUAUUAUAAAAUUCAUGGAAGAAAAAGCUCUUCGAUUAAUAUUUAAGAAUUAAACCAAACUUUUAUAAUAUAUUAUGAUUAUUUUAUAAUAUAUAAUAUAUAUAAUAUAACCUAAGUAUUAAAAUGAAUCAUUAUACUUCUACAUAUAUAAUUAUAAUAUUAUUGCUUUUUUUGGUACAAAAGGUUUAAAGUGCUGUUUAGAGAUUUUUUUCUAACUGUAUAACUAAAUUCAGAUGCCUUUUAUAAGAUUGAAACUCUCGCAUUUCCUGCAAAAUGCUAUAUUUCAGAGGACUACGAGAAUAUGUAAUCCUCCGAAAGGAGUGUUUGCAUGUGUACAGUUUAAUUGUAUGAAGGUAAAAUUAUCUUAGAGGAAUGUGCUGACAUGAUUACUAUAAAAUUAUACCUUUUUAAACAGUGAACCUUAAAUGGUAAAAUAAUUUGAUCGCGAAAACUGUUACAGUGCUUUCUUCUUGAAGAUUCUUCAACGUUUAUGAGUAAUAAAUAAGAAUAUCAAGUCUUAAGAAUAUAUUGAAUCUUCUACAAAGAGUGCUUCUUCUAUUAAUUAUAAAAAUAUCUGGAAUCAUAUAUUAUGAGUAUAUAUUCUAUCAAGUCAUAAGAAUAACUUGAUAAGAAUAUUACUUUGAUAUAAAAAAUUUCAAUAAAAUUUUCUAAAAUAUUUUAACACAUUUUUCUUUUAAUUGUUUUUUUGUUUGUUUGUUCUUAUACUUGAUAGACCUGGCGUUGCUGGUUGUGCAUAAUGUUAUAGAUGUUAUGUCACGUAUAUCUCGGUAUAUAUAAUCCUUUCAUGUAUAAUAUAUAUUCUUGUAUAAAAUAUUAUAAUGCACAAAACCCAUUUAUCGUAUGCAACAUUUUUAAUUAAAAUCAGAAUAUCAACUGUACCAGACAGUGUUCUUUAUUUCAUAAUAAAUGUGAAAAAAUCCAGUUAGCUGUUGAGAAAGAGAAUUCAACCCAAUUCAGAGGAGGUAUUGAUCGAAAAUACUCAGAGGAGAAAGCAGACGAAGAUGUCAGAAACUCAAGAAGAUGCAAGAAUCCAGUACGUGAGAGGAUUUCCCUUCUCCAAGGCUCCUUUCUACACGAAAGAGAACCUGGAAGGCACUCUUGACUAUGUGCCUCACGAUGGUGACAUCGUCAUUGUCUCCUACCCUAAGACGGGAACCAGGUGGCUGGAGUACAUAGUCCUACAAAUUCUGAGCAAAGCGGAGAUGUUCCCCGACUUCAACGACGCGCUCCUGAAAUACGUUCCUUUCAUGGAACUUGUGGGACCCAAGGUCAUCGACCAGAUGGAAAGUUACAGGGUGUAUAGAACUCACCUGCCGUUCAACAGAAUGAAUAAGAAUCCAAAAGCUAAGUACUUGUAUAUCUACAGAAACCCCGAAGACCAGUUCAUUAGUUACUACAAAUUCGUACAGAAAAUUCGACCCGUUCACGUCGAUUACAAUGACUUCCUGGAUGGAUAUUUGAUCGGGAGGAUCGAAUACGCUCGUUAUUUCGAACACAUUCUAUCGUUCCUCGAGCACAAAAACGACGAAAAUCUAUUGUUAAUUUCUUAUGAGAAGCUAUACACUGAUAGAAGAAACAUGAUUUUGAAGAUAGCAAAAUUUCUUGCAGAGGAGUACUUCCAAAAUUUAUCGAAUGAUGAGAAGUUAUUAGAUAGAGUGAUAGAACAUACCAAUUUCGAUUACAUGCAGAAAAACCUUCCAUUCGAACAUCCGUUUUAUAAGAAAGAAGUGGCUGCAUCUAAAAAAUCAAACGACUCCUUUUUCAGGAAGGGGGUCAUAGGCGACGGGAAAAAUUCGUUGCCAGCUGAAGACGUAAAAAGGAUUCGAGAAUUAGCCCAGAAAUUAAUGAAUGGGACUGAAGUUCUAAAGGAAUGGUCCGCUUUAUGGAACUGAGCUGUAUGAUAAGCCAUUUAAAUCGCAGACUCCAGACAAUUAUUCAUUGCUUACUUAUUUCUUGUUUCUCAAAAUCUGCAACUUAUUCUUUGUCUGAAAAACAUAUACAACAUUAACAAAAAAAGAUGUUCAAUGUGCAACACUGACUGAUGAUCGUCUUAAAAAUUAGAAGUAUUCCAAGAAACAUUGUUCAAUCAUUGAAGAUACACAUUUAUAGAAUAACUCGACGUACUUAUACAAUUGGAAACCCGUAAUAAUUUUAAGAAUUAUUGAAUUCCUUUCAAAAACAUUUUCCAGAUUUUAAAACUGGCCGUUCAAAAUAACUCCAAUUCCAGACUGCUUCACAAAAGACCACUUACAGAGCAACAAUUACUUAUGAGGAACUGCAACAUUUGAAUUCUUUACCGCACUAUUUGGUUAAAUUUCUAUAAUUUAAUCUUGUCUCCAAUCGGACUUAAUAUUAAUACAUCGUUUGAUCCAAUGUUGCACCGUUUCCUGUUGCAUUAAAUAACGAUUAUUUUAAAAGUCUUGGAAGAAAAAGCUCUUAGAAUUAAUAUUUAAGAAUUAAACAAAACUUUUGUAAUUUAUUAUAAUUAUUAAUAUAAUAUAAUAUAUUCAAAUAUAUUAUAUCAUAGUAUAAUAUAUUUUAUAACAUAUAAUAUAUAUAAUAUAACCUAAGUAUUAAAAUAAAUCAUUAUAUUUCGACAGAUAUAAUCAUAAUAUUAUUACUUUUUUUGGUACAAAAGGUUUAAAGUGCUGUUGAGAUUUUUAUUUCUAACUCUAUGACUAAAUUCAGAUAGCUUUUAUAAGAUUAAAACUCUCGCAUUUCCUCCAAAAUGCCAUAUUUUAGAAGACUACGAGAAUAUGUAAAAAUCCGAAAGGAGUGUUUGCAUGUGUACAGUUUAAUUGUAUGAAAAUAAAAUUAUCUUAGAGGAAUGUGCUGACAUGAUUACUAUAAAAUUAUACCUUUUUAAACAGUGAACCUUAAGUGGUAAAAUAAUUUGAUAGCGAAAACUCUUACAGUGCUAUCUUCUUGAAGAUUAUUCAAAAAAAAUAAGAAUAUCAAGUCUUAAGAAUAUAUUGAAUCUUCUACAAUGAGUGCUUCUUCUAUUAAUUAUAAAAAUAUCUGGAAUCAUAUAUUAUGAUUAUAUAUUCUAUCAAGUCUUAAAAAUAUUACUUCGAUAUAAAAAAAAUUUCAAUAAAAUUUUCUGAAAUAUUUUAACAAAUUUUUCUUUAAUUGUUUUUUUGUUCUUAUACUUGAUAGACCUGGCGUUGCUGGGUGUGCAUAACGUUAUAGAUGUUAUGUCGCGUAUAUCUCGGUAUAUAUAAUCCUUUCAUGUAUAAUAUAUACUCUUCUAUAAAAUUUUAUAAUGCACAAAAUCCAUUUAUU
Argiope bruennichi is the source of this 3823-nucleotide messenger RNA. Its product is annotated as sulfotransferase 1B1-like. Gene Ontology annotation, biological process: sulfation. NCBI's taxonomy places the organism in Eukaryota, Metazoa, Arthropoda, Arachnida, Araneae, Araneidae. Gene Ontology annotation, molecular function: sulfotransferase activity. The record is from RefSeq and is a predicted model, not a curated record. The coding region runs from base 1543 to 2433 and encodes 296 amino acids. The transcript has 2 exons. Gene Ontology annotation, cellular component: cytoplasm.